GUGUGUGUGCGUGCGCGUGCAGAGGGCCAGCUGGCGGUCUCUCUGUGCUCUGCUCGGCUCACUGCUCAGCAAUGGCGCUGCGGGCUGCCCAGCUCUUUUCUCCGUGUCUGCUCGCGGCCGCGUUGUUGCUGCUCGCCGGCGGACCACACUCUGGACUUUGUUGCCCGAGCCGCUGCCUGUGUUUCCGAACCACGGUGAGAUGUAUGCAUCUGAACCUGGAGACGGUGCCGGCAGUGUCGCCUCAGACCACCAUCCUAGAUCUGAGGUUCAACAAAAUCAAAGAUAUACAACCGGGGUCCUUCAGGCGAUUAAAGAACCUCAACACACUCCUCCUUAACAACAACCAUAUACGAAGGAUCCCCAGGGGGGCGUUUGAAGACCUGGAAAACCUCAAAUAUCUCUAUUUGUACAAGAAUGAAAUCCAAUCAAUUGACAGACAAGCAUUUAAGGGCCUUGUCUCUCUUGAGCAACUGUAUCUGCACUUCAACAACAUUGAGUCGUUGGAACCAGAAUCAUUCACCCAUCUCCCAAAACUGGAACGACUGUUUUUGCACAACAACAGAAUUACCCACCUCGUCCCGGGGACCUUCUCUCAUCUUCAGGCCAUGAAGCGAUUGCGACUGGAUUCCAACGCGUUAAACUGUGACUGUGAGCUGCUGUGGUUGGCCGACCUGCUGAAGCAGUACGCCGAGUCAGGCAAUGCCCAGGCCGCCGCAACGUGCGACUACCCGAGCCGCCUGCAGGGCAGAUCUGUGGCGACGCUCACUGCAGAGGAGCUCAGCUGUGAGAUACCCAGGAUCACGUCGGAGCCCCAGGAUGUGGACGUAACAUCGGGGAACACGGUCUACUUCACCUGCAGGGCUGAAGGCAACCCUAAACCACAGAUCAUCUGGCUCAGGAACAAUAAUGCUCUAAACAUGCGCGACGACAGUCGUCUGAACCUGCUGGAGGACGGGACGUUGAUGAUCCAAGACACCAGAGAGACGGACGAGGGCGUGUACCAGUGCAUGGCCAAAAACGUGGCCGGGGAGGUCAAGACUUCACAGGUCACACUGAGAUAUUUCGGUGCCCCCUCACGGCCAAGUUUUGUGAUCCAGCCCCUGAGCACGGAGGUGCUGGUGGGGGAAAGUGUUACUCUGGAGUGCAGCGCCACAGGUCAGCCACAGCCUCGGAUCUCCUGGACUAAAGGCGACCGCACGCCUCUGCCCAGCGACACUCGCAUCAACAUCACCCCCUCUGGAGGGCUUUAUAUCCAGCAGGUGGUCCAGGCUGAUGCGGGACAGUAUACCUGUUUUGCCUCCAAUAAUAUUGAUACCAUACACGCAACAGCUUUUAUCAUUGUACAAGCCAUCCCACAGUUUACAGUCACGCCACAGGACCAGUCGGUUCUGGAGGGUCACACGGUGGACUUCCCCUGCGAGGCGAGCGGCCACCCACAGCCGGUGAUCGCCUGGACGAGAGGGGGCAGCCCGCUGCCCCUGGACCGGCGUCACGUGGUCCUGUCGUCCGGGACCCUGCGCAUCACCCGGGUAGCGGCCCACGACGAGGGCCAGUACGAGUGUCAGGCGGUCAGCCCUGUGGGGACGGUGCAGACGGCUGUUCAGCUCAGCAUCCAGCAGAGAGUAACGCCUGUUUUCACAAAUGCUCCAAGGGACCUGACGGUUGAGUCUGGUCAGGACGUCCAGAUCCCCUGCAGCGCUCAGGGCCAGCCGCAGCCUGUCCUCACCUGGAACAAGGAUGGAGUGCAGGUGACGGAAAGUGGCAAGUUCCACAUCAGCUCUGACGGUUACCUGGAGGUGAAAGACGUGGGCACUGCUGAUGCUGGGCGCUACGAGUGUGUCGCUCGCAACCCCAUCGGCUACCAGGUUGCUAGCAUGGUGCUCACUGUCACAGUUCCUGCAGUGAGCAGAGAGGGAGACACCUUCGUGAGCACAUCCAUAGAGCAGGCCAUCCGCACCGUGGACAGCGCCAUUGAGUCCACGAGGAGACGUCUCUUUGAUGGUCAGCCUCGUACCCCGGGGGAGUUGCUGGCUCUUUUCCGGUAUCCUCGCGACCCCUACACGGUGGAGCAGGCGCGUGCAGGGGAGAUCUUCGAGCAAACUCUCCUGCUCAUCCAAAACCACGUCAACCAGGGUCUCACGGUCGACACCAACGGCACCGCGUUCCGCUACAAUGACCUGGUGUCGCCCCGGUUCCUGGAUGUGAUUGCCAAUCUGUCGGGCUGCACGGCUCACCGCCGGUUCAACAACUGCUCUGACAUUUGCUUCCACCAGAAGUACCGCAGCCACGACGGAACGUGUAAUAACCUUCAGCACCCGAUGUGGGGCGCCUCCCUCACCGCCUUUGAGCGGCUGCUGAAGUCCGUCUACGAUAACGGCUUCAAUCUGCCGCGGGGCGCCAACGAGCAGCCGCACAACGGGUACAGGCUGCCGCUGCCGAGGCUCGUGUCCACCACGAUGAUCGGAACGGAGACCAUCACUCCUGACGACCGCUACACUCACAUGCUCAUGCAGUGGGGCCAGUUCCUCGACCACGACUUGGACUCGACAGUGGCCGCACUCAGCCAGUCGCGGUUCUCCGACGGCCAGCUCUGUGCCCAGGUCUGCACCAACGAUCCACCAUGUUUCCCAAUCCAGUUCCCACCCAACGACCAAAGGCAGCUGCGGAGCGGCGCCCGCUGCAUGUUCUUUGUCCGGUCCAGUCCCGUGUGUGGCAGCGGGAUGACAUCUCUACUCAUGAACAGUGUUUAUCCAAGAGAGCAAAUCAACCAGCUCACGUCUUUCAUCGAUGCUUCCAAUGUUUACGGCAGUUCGCGACAUGAAUCGGAGGAAAUCCGGGACUUGGCGAGCCAAAGAGGUUUGCUGCGGCAGGGAAUCAUACAGCGCACGGGCAAACCACUGCUGCCCUUCGCCACUGGACCGCCAACGGAGUGCAUGAGGGAUGAGAACGAGAGCCCGAUUCCAUGUUUCCUCGCCGGAGACCACCGAGCAAACGAGCAGCUCGGUUUGACGGCGAUGCACACGGUGUGGUUCAGGGAACACAACCGCAUAGCCACAGAGCUACUGAGACUAAAUCCACACUGGGACGGGGACACCAUCUACCACGAGGCGAGGAAGAUAGUCGGGGCCCAGAUGCAGCACAUCACCUACAGUCACUGGUUGCCAAAGAUCCUGGGUGAGGCAGGCAUGAAGAUGAUGGGGACAUACACCAGUUACAACCCCAAUAUUAAUGCCGGCAUCCUUAACGCUUUCGCCACUGCUGCCUUCCGCUUCGGACACACCCUCAUCAACCCGAUACUCUACCGGCUGGAUGAGGAUUUCCAGCCCAUUCCCCAGGGCCACAUCUCGCUCCACCGCGCGUUCUUCUCCCCGUUCCGCAUCGUGAACGAGGGCGGCAUCGACCCGUUGCUCCGCGGGCUCUUUGGCGUCGCGGGUAAGAUGCGCGUCACCACUCAGCUGCUGAACACGGAGCUGACGGAGAGGUUGUUCUCCAUGGCUCACGCCGUGGCUCUGGACCUGGCUGCCAUGAAUAUACAGAGAGGAAGAGAUCACGGCAUGCCGCCGUACAACGAUUACAGGACCUUCUGUAACCUGACCUCCGCCCAGACGUUUGAAGAUCUGAAGAACGAGAUUAAGAAUCCCACCGUCAGGGAGAAAUUACAGAGGCUCUACGGCACGCCGCUGAACGUGGAUCUGUUCCCUGCCCUCAUGGCCGAAGACCUGGUUCCCGGCAGUAGACUGGGGCCCACCCUCAUGUGCCUGCUGGCGACCCAGUUUAAACGCCUGCGGGACGGUGACAGAUUCUGGUACGAAAACCCGGGUGUGUUCACUCCUGCCCAGCUGACCCAGCUGAAGCAGGCCUCCCUGACACGGGUCCUGUGUGACAACGGGGACAACAUCACGCGCAUCCAGCAGGACGUCUUCAGGGUCGCCGAGCUUCCCCACGGCUACGGCAGCUGCGACGACGUCCCGCAGAUUGACCUGCGCAUGUGGCAGGACUGCUGUGAAGACUGCAGAACCAAGGGUCAGUUCAAUGCCCUGUCUUACCACUUCAGAGGACGCAGAUCAGCUGACCAAAGCUACAAGGAGGAGAAACCUGCCGACGGCGUCCAGGAGAACAGCCCGGUGGAGAGAAGCGAACAGCCGAGUCUCGCAAACGUCACCCUGACCUCGAAAAAAAGCACUGAACCCUCAAUCAACGAGUUCCAGGAUUUUGUCUCCGACAUGCAGAAGACCAUCACGAGUUUGCGAAAGCAGAUUAAAAGACUUGAAGCCCGUCUGAAGAAGACUGACUGCACUGAUAGUGAGGGACGCGAGCGAACAGAUGGAGAGAAGUGGAAAAAGGACUCCUGCACUCUCUGUGAAUGCAGGGACUCCCAGGUCACCUGCUUUGUGGAGUCUUGUCCACCGCCCGAGUGCCAGCGGCCCGUCAAGCUAAAAGGCGCCUGCUGCCCAGUUUGCCUCGAGCAUGCAGACGUUGUCAAGUCACAGGAAGCGAACACCCACCGCAACUAACCCUCAGGACCCCGCCCCCCCCUCAACAAACACACUCCAGUGUCUGAAAGUCAAACAUUCACACACAGACAUCCAGAGAGAGGAUGAGACUCUUAAAGGUGUGCCAAUCUGCAUCCACUAAUAGCCUCGAUAGACCCAAUAGCCUCCGUUUUUGUUUCGUUUCACCACGUAUCCUUUGUCUUUGAUCAGUGGAGGGGGGGAAUGUGUUUGGCGGUGUGCCCCCCUGCAGGACCAGCAGCCUGAGGCUCAGAUUGAAAUCCUCUGGCACCAAACCAGCCGUCACUAAAUGGAUUUAUUUCUGAACCAAUUGGUGGAUGGAUGAAUGGGUGGAUUGUAGACAAGACGGACAAACCUCUCCUGCUUUGGAGUCCAUCGUGGCUCCUGAAGUGUAACAAACAGCCGCUGUGUUUGCUUUUCCUGCAACAAAAGCCAGGGCCGUGUGCCGUCGACUCGCAGGGAAGGGCAGCAGCCAUUACAGUGUAUGAUAAAGAAAAACUUCUCAGGUUAGAGAUGCCGAAAACUGGUGCUAUCGCGACCCCGCCUUUUUUUGAUUAUUGAUUUAAUCACUAAACACAAACCAUGCAACGCGACCUAUAUAUACUCAGUAUAUGCAUUUUAAUGAUAAAUCACAAUUGAGAGGAUUGUUUUAUUCAAACUAAAAGACUUUUUUUAUUAUUAAUAGAGUUACUUCAUCCUUUUAUCCACGGUGCUUUAUAUCAUGUUAUAAAUGUUUUUUUGUUUUUUUUUCCUUUUUUCCCUUUUUUGUAUAAAACUGCUUACAUAUGAAGAUAAUGUGAAGCCCUACAAAAACGUUUGUAAUGCAAAAGAUGUCUACUGAUUCCUGCUCCUCUCUCCACGGACACCUUGUUAGUUGACAUGCGUCUCGUCUCCGCUGGCCUGUCCUGAACUUGAGUGAGGUGGAGCCGCGCCGCGCUCCCCGCUGCAGGACACUGUCGUGCUCCUCUCCAACUUUCAUUUUGCUUUCAGAAAGCAGCGAAAAGAAUCUCCUCCUCCUCCUCCUCCUCCUCCUCUUCUUUAUUUUUUACCAUUGUUAAUGUUGUGAACUUUUGUCCCAGUAUUUUUGCUCAGCCGUCGUAAGCCAAAUGUAUGACUUCAUGACAUUAAUAGCACACGUCUAUCCAUGAAACGAAGUAUGAAUGUUGUAAUGAGGUCAGGAUUCAGCCUUUGUUACUGCAGACUCUACCACAGCAGUGUUCUCCUCCUCACCUGUGUCUUCACAGACCUCACACACACACACACACACACACACAACUGAAGGUUCUGCUCCGCCUUUGUGGACCUGCAGCUCUUUACACCCAGUUUACACCCAGACGCGCUCGUCUCAGACCCGUCUCGUCAGUUUUGACAGUGUUUGUGUGGACGUCCUGGACGUCCUCACCCGUGAGGACUGAGGACAUAGGCGAGCGGUGCUCGUCCUGCUCAUGUUUCUUCGCUGUGUUGAAGAUCUUCAGAGCAGGGUGACGUCGUCGAGCAGAGCACGAGUGGUGCGCGCAGGCCUCUCUAACUCUCUGACCCUCAUUCCGCUGUAAUAGAAGCCAUAUGAGAGAGGAAGCGAGGGUAACGGUGGGGGAUGGGCGCUGACGACUGGGAUAUCGUGUCAAUCACAGCGACAUGUUGCUGUUGUUAUUAAAAUUGAUUCCUGGCAACUGGUCUUCCACGAGUACUGUACACGGACACAUGGCGCUCACUGUACCCCCAUGCACUGGCUCGCUUCGUGUAACAAAUCACUUCUUCUUUUUUUGUUUUGUCGAUAUCCUGUUUUGCUUCCCUCCAAUUGUGCGGAAGCGGCCGCAGCUGCAGCGUUUCCCCUCCGUUGUUUCCUUCGUGCGGUAACGUCCCGAGCAAACGUAUCAUGUCGCGUGUUUGAAUACUGGACAGGUUUGUGUGUUUACAGUUUUGUAUGCUUCUCUCCGUCACCGCCCUCCGACCGCGUCUUCUCCAGCGAGGCCGGUCACGACAUGUGCUCUGUUUUGAAUGUUUUACUGAAUUGACUAUUUUGAUAUCAUUGGAUAAACUCUGUGAAUGAGCGUGUGCGUGUGUCUCUUUCUGUUUCACGAACAGGAUCAAAUGCAUUGGCAGCCGAAGCACUGUGAGCUCUCUUCAUUACCAGGCGUGAUAUCCAUAUAUCUGUUGUAUUGGUUCAUAUUUGGUUUUCAUAGCGGUUCCUUCGCGUUUCCUUUUUCCUACGGACUCCCAAGUGUCGAUGGAAUGCACUGCUCCACAAGACUGAACAUGCUUUACCUACACUGUCCCUCAGCCAGUGGUCAAUGUGGAUAUAGUCGUACCGGUCGUGACAUUUGUAUUGUAUUGUACGUUUGCCAAAGAAUGGUUUGCACUGUAAUGUAUGCCUCUCAACAGUAAUAAUAAUAAUAAUAAUAAAGAAAUAAAUAAGCCACAUUUGAAUUACAGUCA
This is a messenger RNA of Solea senegalensis (Senegalese sole), 6947 nucleotides long. Its product is annotated as peroxidasin. Bases 72 to 4514 code for a protein of 1480 amino acids. Gene Ontology annotation, molecular function: heme binding; peroxidase activity; protein binding. The record is from RefSeq and is a predicted model, not a curated record. The transcript is spliced from 23 exons. Lineage: Eukaryota; Metazoa; Chordata; Actinopteri; Pleuronectiformes; Soleidae. Gene Ontology annotation, biological process: response to oxidative stress.